GUUCAUGUUCACCUCCUUCGGUCCAAGGUUUCACAGCUUCCUGCUGUUCACUUCUUCAGAACUGAAUUUAAAAGAUCUGUGGCUCUUUGUGUUUACCAGGACUUAAAAAGGGAAGAACUCAGAAUCUGUCUCCAGGCUGUUAGUUUUCUAGAGAGUUUCUAUUGAGAAUGCCACCAACAGCAGGCCACAGAAACUCCCUAGAGGAGCUUGGAAGCAGGACCAAGUUGGACCGGGCGAGGAGGCAGUGGAGCAGGGCCUGAUAAGUGAGGCUGACUUCUGCUAUCACCUCAGCAUCCAAGAGGAGGCCAGUUGAAGAUAUGCACUUAUUUGGCCACUGUCCAGCACAUGAUGACUUCUAUCUUGUAGUAUGCAAUUUCUGCAAUCAGGUAGUCAAGCCCCAGGUUUUCCAGUCUCACUGCGUUCUGGCACGGCAGGUGACCCAGGCUCCUGACGCAGAAAGAAUAGUUCAUUUCCUCUCUUCUCUGGAGCAAGCUUCACUGAAAGAAAGAAGACACAGUUCCAUGUGUAAACCUUCUCCCUCUCCAGCAUCACCACCCUCCAAUUCCAGGACAUCACUGUUACAAGUGAAAGCAAAAUCCUGUAUCAGCGGCCAUAACCCUGUCAGCAGCAACGCAAAGCCAUUCAAAACGCCCAAAGACAAUCUACUUACCUCCAGUAGCAAACAGCACACAGUCUUUUCUUCGAAAGCAUCAAGGGAUAAACCAUGUGUUCCUGUUCCUAUAGUCAGUUUAGAGAAAAUUCCUAACCUAGUGAAGGCAGACGGUGCCAAUGUCAAAAUGAACUCAGCAACCACUACUCCUGUGACCUCUGCCACCUCUUCCUCUGCCGUGCCUACCCCACCUUUAGUUAAACCGGUGUUGAUGUCCAAGCCGGUGCCACCAUCACCAGAGAAGAUAUUGAAUGGCAAAGGAAUCGUAUCUCCCUCAGUAGACAAGAAACACCAAAAUGGCACCAAAAGCAACAAGCCUUACAAGAGACUUUCAGAGAGAGAAUUUGACCCAAAUAAACACUGUGGAGUAUUGGAUCCUGAGACAAAGAAACCUUGCACAAGAUCACUCACCUGCAAGACACAUUCACUUAAUCAUCGAAGGGCAGUCCCAGGCCGGAAAAAGCAAUUUGACAUCCUUCUGGCUGAACACAAAGCUCGGUCCAGGGAAAAAGAAGUCUCUAAAGACAAAGAGCAUCUCCCAUCAUCAACAAGGGAAACACAUCAGAACCAGCCUAUACCAGCACAAGACUCUCUUUUGGGAUCUUCAAUGAACUCUGGGCCAGAACUGAAAGUAGCAUCUCCUGCAAAAUCCAGACCACCUAACUCUGUACUUCCUAGACCAUCAUCUGCAAAUAGCAUAAACAGUACCACAUCUUCAAAUCACAGUGGGUAUGCCCCAGAACUGCCACUGCCCUCAAUUGGAGGAGAUCUAGCCAGCCGGUUAUCCAGUGAUGAAGGGGAAAUGGAUGGAACAGAAGAGACAGAGAAGUUAGACUGCCACUAUUCUUCACAUCAUCCUCGACCCCUUGGGUUUUGUUCGUUUGGGAGUCGCCUCAUGGGACGAGGAUACUACGUGUUUGAUCGGAGAUGGGAUCGCUUUCGAUUCGCACUAAACUCUAUGGUAGAAAAACACUUGAAUUCACAAAUGUGGAAGAAGAUUCCUCCUGCAGCAGAUAGUCCCAUGCCCUCGCCAGCAACGCACAUCACCACCCCUGUUCCAGCAUCUGUUUUACAGCCUUUCAGCAACCCUAAUGCCGUGUAUCUUCCUUCGGCACCCAUCAGCUCAAGAAUCACUUCUUCUUACAUAAUGACAUCAGCCAUGCUCUCAAAUGCAGGCUUUGUGACAGCGUCGGACACGGGUUCCAUCAUGUCACACACCACAGCUUUCCCCCAUGUGGCUGCGACGCUAAGCAUCCUGGAUCCAACUUUUAAGGCUCCAUCUGCUAUGUCCCCAGUGCCAGCUGUCAUCCCUUCCCCAUCCCACAAGCCAUCCAAAACAAAAACCAGCAAAUCCUCAAAGGUCAAAGACCUGUCUGCCCGUAGUGAUGAGUCUUCGAGUAACAAAAAGAGAAAGCCACAGUCUUCUUCCUCUUCCUCCUCAUUAACCUUGCAGACAUCUCCCUCGUCUUCAUUUUCAGGGCCCCACAAAAAGAACUGUGUCUUGAACCCAAGUUCAACAUUGAACUCCUAUCAGGCGACAUCUUCCUAUAACAGUCUGUCUGUGCACAAUACAAACAAUGGAACAAAUCCACUCAGUGCCAAAAUGGAGCCCUCAGGACGGACUUCACUGUCAAGUAGCUCCACAGACUCCGUAAAACACAUGAGCACAGUAGUCAGCAGUAUUGACUCCUGUAACCUGUCGGUGCCCUCCUUGGUGCACCAUGCAGGGGAUCUGUCCCUGGCCGCACACAAUGCAGUGUCUUCUCUGCCCCUUUCUUUUGACAAAUCAGAAGGGAAAAAGCGUAAGAACUCUAGUUCUAGUAACAAAGCCUGUAAAAUCACUAAAAUGCCUGGUAUGAAUAGCGUUCACAAAAAGAGCCCGUCCAGCCUUAUCUCACCGGUGCCAGAUCCUGCUAACAGCUCCAUCGCUCGGCAGGUUGGAAAAAAUAGCAGUGUAGCUUUGUCACAAUGCAGCCCUUCAAGCACACCCAACCUGGCACACAACCGACAGAAGACUGCAAACCGAACGGGCAGAAUAAGGACCCUUCCAUAACGAGAAAAGAAAGCAACCUUUGAUGUCCAAUUCCCAGCCACCCUAUCCCACCACAGGUGUUAGGGGGUUGGGAGGGAUGGGGCAGGAAGUGAUGGGAGGACAAGUGACAUCCUAUGUCUUCUAGGUGUCUCAGCCCCACCUUUUAAAAAUCAAUUUAAGGUCUAAGAAAGAGGUGAAAGAAGACAAAGUGAAAUUUAUAUUUGCCGAAAGCUGGAAUCGUGGUUUUAGUUGUUUUUGUUGAUUUUCCUUCACUCCUUCUCUAGCUUCUGAUGUUGCGCUGCACCAUCAGUUUGUUAAAAUGAUUCAGAGUAGACAUUCCAGAACCUCGGUUCCUGAUUGGCAUCUUCCUUAACUCUUGAAGCUCUCACACAUACACUACUUCCUUUUUCUGUUUUUGUUUGUGUUUUCCUCCUCGUUCCCCUACACCUCCCAUUGCUCUGUGUCCAACCUUGUCACAUUGGAGGGAGCUGGGUCUCAGCAUGCUCCUAUAACAUAGCAAAUGAUGGGGGACACUCUGUUUGUGAGGGGGUCUGGGCCUCAGACCCAGCGCACAGGGAGCAGGUAGGAAUGAGAGGAUGUGUGAAGCUCUCAUUAAUCAGGGUUUAAGCUGCCCGCUGGGGCAUGAGCCAAAUGCUGAGGGCAAAACUAGGUAUUUCAAUAUCAGCCACACCAAUGUUUCAGGAGAGUUGCGACCAACGUGGUGAUUUGCCCAACAUCAUUAUCUAGGUGUGAGGUUGGGAAAGAAUAGCUUUGGAAGGUGUAACCAAGGGUUUCUCUCGGAGUAGAAGGAGAAGGGAGUUAAGUAUUGAGGGAGGUUGGGGACAAAUGAUCUGAGACAGCAAAGCAGGUAUCAUUAAGGGGAUGACACAUCACAUCCCACAUUCCUACAAAUUGAGGAAUAGGCACAUGUAGGGGAAAACUCUCCAAGAUGCCUGAGCCACAGCUUGCCCCUACCAAGUAGACUAUGAUAAUUCUGAAAUUUUUUAGGAGCCCAUCUCUUCCUCUUUCUUCCACUCUGGAAAAGGCCAUACUUAGUGUCUGAUAUGCAAGAACCCAAAGUUAUAGGAACCAAAAGUGAAAGGAACCCAAUUGGGAGAGACAGGGAAGCAACUUCAGGAAGGGCCAGGGCUCCUGCAUGCUGCUAAAGUUUUCAUGAGUUUUCCACUGUAUCCCUCACCUGCAUCAGGUGAAAAAAAGAAAAAAAACUAACCACAAGGAGGAAAAAGGAGUCUCCCUAGUGAAGGCACCUGAGAAGAAGGGGUCAGUACCACUUCAGCACCCUGUAUGGACAAACACAAGCGUUUCCUAGCCAACUCUCAUUCUGGCAUAUAUCUGUGAACCCAUAGGCCACAGGGGAGACCGUAGGAGGCAUCACAAAACUACCAAAUAUGCCCAUCUUGCUUACCCCCAAGUGUCCAGACAUUGCUUGGUACUCUUCCAAAGCUCAAUGCUCACCAGCCUUAACGUGGCCAGGCUAUUCCUGUGCCCCCGGGGGCAAUGUAAUAAUAGCAUCCCACUGUGUAGGAAGAGAGCCAUCACAUUAGAGGAGUGGAAAGGUUAAGCUCAUGAGAAUUUGCUGGCUGGAAUUAUAGAGGGUAGUCGGGAGAUGUAAAGUCCAGUGGAAUAGGAAGUGACCGUGGGGGCCAAGGGGCCAUCACAGCGCCAGGAAGAAAUUCCGAGUCUUGAGUUAGGAUUUCUUGGUAUUGAUAAUAAAUUUAGUUAAUAAAAUGUUUACUCAUUUCUUUAAUAUUAGACUAAUUUGGGGGGUUAAGGAGUAGAAAUGCUGUGAAGUCUUUGUUACCAAAUUAGACAUUAAUAACAGCCGCAGCUGGGCACAAACAUGUCCCCUGAAUUCUUCCUUUACCUUCCCAUCCCCCCCACCCAAUGAUACUACUACUGUUGGGCUUUAUCACACAACUGGAAUUUGCAAAGAUAAGAGGCAAACCAUCUAGUUUGCAUCAAUGGAAUUGCACUGACAGUGUUUCUUAUAGGAUUACUAAAUUUUUUAUAUAUAAAAUAAAGAUUUUUUUAAUCAGGAGUUGAUAAUAGGUACCAGGACAUUAGUACAGAGGAUUUCAUUUUUAUUUCUACAGUGUUAAAAGUGCACUUAUAUGCUGGUUUAAUUAUGUCUUUGAGAAAAAGAGAAGAGACUGCAAAUAGAAGGGAGAUUGUUACUUUUUUCUUUUUUUAAAAAAAAGGCUUAAGACAGAUUUUAAGACUUAUAAAUGUUUAAGGAAUUAUAAUAAACAAGGCUAGACCCUUUGAGAAAAAAGUUUAGAAAAUAUUCUUAAAGUAAGUUUUUAUAGUGUUAAUUUUGUAAUAAUUUAUGUUUUACUAUAUUACAGAGCUAACUGACCAGAAUAGUUUCAGAAACAAUAUGAAACUUAGGAAAGUUUAAGCAAUGUUUAUAUUUUUAAAAUGUUCUUUGAAUUAUGUUUUUAUUGUACAUUUCUUCAGACUGAAAAGUGUGUACAUAUCUUUGUUAUUUUUGCACAAUUUUUUUUGUCUUAUUCAGUUUUAGGAGCAGGAAGUCUGUUUUGUUUUUUUUUAUAAUUUAUUUUAAGUUGUAAAACUUGCAGGAGUUUUUGUUUGUGUUUUUUUUUAAAUCUCAACAACAAAAUAACCCUCUGUGAUUAAUGGACUGUUGCUACUUCUGGAGGGAAAGCAAAGGUUGUGAGAUUCAGUGGCUGCUUCUGAGAAAGAAAGUCUUGACAGUGACUAAAGGAGCAAUUAAUUACCAGUAGUUUGACCGCCUUUUUAGCUCUUUCCACGCAUCUUUUCAUUGGGAAGCUGGAAUGUUGAGAUUCUCCAUCAAAAGCUGCUUACAUUCCUCAACUGGCUCUGUAACUAAGUGAUAGCAUUUCUGGAAAACGGAACAUCCUGAAAACCCGUGAUACUUCUUCCUUCACAACAAAUCAGUGGUUUACUUCCUAAUACGUUAAGAUGCUCAGCCUGAAAAAAGAAAUGGAAAGAAAACAUUUUCUUUUGGGUUCUUAAUGGAGUUAAACUGGACCAGUCGAUAAAGCAUUAUUAGUGUAGCAUCCAUUCAACCAUUAUUUUUCCACCAACACUCAUCGACUUUCUUCAGCCUGUCCUGUCACUGCGCACCCCAGUCACCUCCAUCUCCAUUUGCCUGAAGAUCUUGUGAUUUGUCUCCAGCAAUAGAGGCUCCGAAGCUUUGGUUGUUCCACAUACGCAAUGCAUAGACCUGUCAGCCAUAAAAAAAAAAAUUUUUGAAAAAAAAGCGACUUGGAUAACUUGUAUGCCUUCUUUUGUAUCAAUGUACCAAUUGUAAAUAAUGCUGAUCAACCUUUGUAGAGAAUAGUUUAUACAGCAUAUUCUAUUAUUGCUGAUUCUCAGUGAACUAUUGUUUUAAAAAAAGGAAAAAAAAGAAAUUUUUCUAUUUACACCUUAUAUUUUGUUAUGCUGUCGACCCAUGGCACUUUAACAAAACUCUGUGGGUUUUGCAUAGCUGGUCAGUCAUGGGGUAUAUUAAAUACUGUUGUUGCACAGAAAAGAAUUUGCACCUGCUCUAUUGUGCUUUCCUACUACAGAUUUUAGAACCUUUUCCAGAAGACUUUUGAAGAAAGCAUGUCCAAUCAUUCUAAAAGAAAAAUUAUAUGCCAUACUUAUAGAGUGGAUUUCUUUUCUACGAUCCAUAUUUUGUAACACUAAGCAUUUCCAUUCUUUGUCCUGCACCUUUAUGUAUUAGCACUAUCGGAUAGAAUUCAUUCCAUGCUUGUGAUAAUUGUAAGCAGAAUAAAUGUCUAAAGUAGGUGUAAAUAGUAACUUCUAUGGCUUACAGUUUAAAAAAAAAAAAG
Molecule: messenger RNA, 6544 nt
Organism: Phascolarctos cinereus (koala)
Lineage: Eukaryota; Metazoa; Chordata; Mammalia; Diprotodontia; Phascolarctidae
Source: RefSeq, a predicted model, not a curated record